AGUUUGUGGCGGCGGGGUGGUGGGGGGGGAGGUCCCCCUUGGCUGGAGCAUCUCUAGGAGGGGAUUUUGGGGGGGUUUAACCCCCCCCUAUCCCAUUUAGGGUCGCUGUGCAAGGUGGGUUUAAGCCCCCUCUGUUUUUCUGAAAAGGGGUUUUGGAAGGGUUUAAACUUCCCCCCACACACACUUAGGGUAGCUCUGCAAAGGGGUUUGGGGGGUUCCCCCCCCCCCCCCAUUUGGGGUAACCCUGUAAAGGGGCUUUCAGAGGGUUUAACUCCCUCCCCACCCCGGCUCUCUCUGUAAGGUGGGUUUGGGGGGUUUAAUCCCCCCAACCCAUUUGGACUAAAUCUUGUAAGGGGGGUUUGUAGGGGUUUAAACAUCCCCCCCUUAUUUAGGGUAGCUCUGCAAGGGGAGUUUGGAGGGUUUUAAACUCCGUCUUUCCCUUACUUAGAGCAGCUCUCUCAAGUGGGUUUUGGGGGGUUUAAACAUCCCCCAUUUAGGGUCUGGUAGGAUUUAACAUCCCCCUAUCUAGUGUAGCUUUACAAAGGGGGUCUGUGGGGUUUGUGUCCCUCCCUUUUACCGAAAUUUUCUCUGCCGGGGGGCGGGGGGGGACGCUGUGGGCUCACAUCUGGCCAGAUGUUAAGCGCAGGGGGCUUUGCAGCAGAACAGAGCAGGGGUUAGGGAGGGUUUAAGCCCCCACUUAGGACAGGCCUGGGGUCUAAAGGAGGGGUCACCGAGCCCUUAAACCCCCCUGAGCCAAACGCUGUGAGCUCAAGCAGGAGCCCCCCAGCUCCAGCCCCCCAUUCCCUGCCUGUGGAUGUCGCAUCCCUGGAGAUGAUGCCCCCCGAGGAGGAGAGCCCGGAUGGGGACAGGGACAGUGGCCUUGUCCUCCUGCAUAGCCCGAAGAGCGGCAGCACACGGAAGCAGGGCUGUGACCCCUUUGCCCAGACCCAGCGCAGCAAACUCCAGCACCGCCGGGCCCGGAUCAACCAACAGAUCAACAAGGAAAUGCGGAUGAGAGCGGGAGCAGAAAACCUCUUCCGGGCCACCAGCAACCAUAAGGUGAAGGAAACGGUGGCUCUGGAGCUGAGCUACGUCAACUCCAACCUUCAGCUCCUGAAGGAAGAGCUGGAAGAGCUCAACAGCAGCAUGGACGUGUAUCAGAACGACAGUGAAUCCAUCAGCGUUCCCAUGAUCCCUCUGGGACUCAAGGAGACCAAGGAGCUGGAUUUGUUGGUACCACUCAAGGAUUUCAUCAGUGAACACUAUGGAGAGGAGGGUGUCCUGUUUGAAAAGGAAAUCAAGGAAUUCAUGGAGCUGCGACAGGCCAUGCGCACCCCGAGCCGCAACGAGGCCGGAUUGGAGCUCCUGAUGGAAUAUUACAACCAGCUCUACUUCCUUGACAGCCGGUUCUUCCCUCCCACCAAAACCUUGGGCAUCUUCUUCCACUGGUACGACUCCCUGACGGGGGUCCCAUCCCACCAGAGGGCAUUGGCCUUCGAGAAGGGAAGUGUCCUCUUCAACCUCGGAGCGCUGCACACCCAGAUCGGAGCGCGGCAGGACCGCGCCUCCCUGCCCGGCCUCAACCAGGCCAUCGAUGCCUUCCAGAAGGCAGCUGGUGCCUUUAACUACUUGAAGGAAAACUUCUCCAACGCUCCCAGCCUUGACAUGAGCGCCGCCUCCCUGACCAUGCUGGUGAGGCUGAUGGUGGCCCAGGUCCAGGAGUGUGUCUUUGAGAAGAUGACCUUGCUGCGUGCCCAGAACGACUUCCUGUCCCGCCUACAGCUGGCUCAGGAGGCAGCAAGGGUGGAAGAUGUUUAUUCUGUGGUGCACCAGACCAUGAGCCAGCCCCACGUCAAGGAUUACGUUCCCUUCUCCUGGACCACCAUGGUCCAUGUCAAGUCGGAGCAUUUUAAAGCCCUCUCCCAUUAUUUCGCUGCCAUCGCUCUCUGCGACUGCCCUGCUCCCUCGGAUGCUGAGCUGCCGGAGCAGGAGAAGGCUUUCCUGCAAUUCCAUGUCACCAUGCCAGAGGGGCCGUCACUCAGUGUCCUGCUGCAGGAUCCCGAGGAGAGGAGGAAGCUAGGCAAAGCUCACCUCAAAAAAGCCAUCAUGAAGCACGAGGAGGCCAUGAGGAUCCAUGGAUUGUGCAAGAUUCUAAGGAAGAUGGAUAUCCUGCAGGAGGUCCUGUCCUUUGCCCACAAACGCUCCCUGAGCAAAUACUCCGAGAUUGACCACGAGGAGGAUUUCUUUGAGACGGGAGAAGCUCCGGACAUCCAUCCCAAAACUCACCAGAAACCCGAAAUCAAAUCCCCCAACUUCUCCCAGGUGAAGGUGACCGACCUCUUCCACAGGCUGGGCCCCCUCUCCGUGUUCUCAGCCAAGAACAAGUGGUACCCAGCCCGGAGAGUCCACCUGAUGAGAGGAGAGAACGGCUUUGGAUUCACCCUGCGAGGAGACUCCCCCGUCCUCAUUGCCGGGGUCAUCCCGGGGGGCUGCGCCGCUGAAGCCGGCCUGAAGGAGGGUGACUACAUCAUCUCCGUGAAUGGCAAGGACUGCAAGUGGUCCAAGCAUGCCGAGGUUGUCCAGCUGCUGAAGAGCACCGGGAAGGAGGGGGUGGACAUCGGAGUCAUCACCCUGCAGGGCUCGGAAUGUCCCAAAGCCCAGGUGGACAGGAAGGCAGCAGUGAUGUCCUCGGGAUCAGGGAUGCUGAAGAGUGACAAGGAGAACAGCAGGAAGAGCCUGAUGAACAGCAAGAGCGCCAGCACGCUCCUGGUGUGGAGCAAGAAGAGCAAGCGGAGCAAGAAGAGCACCUGCAGCGGUGUCCCCUUCACCGCCGUGGGGGACAACGAGGCCAUGUACUGACCACACGCCGUGGUGUCCCCUGAGCUCCAGGACUGGCUGCCCAGGAAGCUUCCCAACCCUGGCUGGGCUGUGAGGACUCCCAGACCCAGGAAUGCGCCGCUGGUCGGAUCCGCGCCGAGAGGUGAGCGAGGCACCUCCACUUCCCAGCUCCUGCAUCCAACGAUCCCCUCAAUCUGGGAGAAAUUUGGGUUUAUUGUUAAUUUUGGGAUUCUUUUUUUGCUCUUAAGGGGGGUUGGGGGGAGCUGUGCUAAAGCAGGGCCUGGUUUGUGUCUUCUGCUUGGCCAAAGCCAGCCCCAGCCAUUAAAGCAAAAGUGUCACCUUCUGUAGCAUCUCCUGGGCUUUCUCUGCAAGGUGCAAGGUGGAACUGCUCUCCAAGAGCUGCUGAAGGAGCUGAAUCCUCCCAAAACCCCUUUUUUGGGAGAGGGGACAGCGCGGGCAUCGAUGACUUGUGGCAAUCCCAUCACGGGGUCCAACCCCAGCAGCAUCUCCCAGCUGGGGCUCUCCCAACAAAAUGGGUUCAAAUUAGGAUGGUUUGACAAUUUUUAGUACUUUUGGGGUGGUUUUUUUGGGGGAAUGAACCCCCAGCUUGGCUCAGCAAAUCCAGCCCAGCUGCCCAGCCAGAGUCUUUGGAAGAAAAGGGAAGGACUUAACGUGCAGUUGUUGUCUGGCUUUUUUAAUCAGGAGAGGUGGAUUGCCCUAAAUAUUCCGUGAGGAGAUUAAUAGCUAAGAGCCUUGGGGGGGUUUAUUUUUCCUGGGAGGAGAUUAAAAUUCCAGGAAGAUAUCUCCUCCAGAUUAUUAAACUCCUAAAUUUGUGCUACUCUUGGAUCUUGCACACGUUGCUAAUUCUCUAACGCUGCUGUCAGCGUUCCUGGGCUGGCCUGAUGGAUCCAGGCAUCUUGGUAAUUGUCCUGGAAACGCUGGGAGACUUCAGAUCCACAAAACAGAUUGGCAAAAUUUCCUCCAUCCUGUUUCUGCCUGGUGCAUUGUUGUUUUUCUGAAAGCUCAGGAGUUGUCCGGCCUUCAGUGCUCGGAUGAUCUUGGGAGGUAUAAAAUUCCCUCGGGAGAGUUGGGAUUGUAUUUUUGUACUUUUUAAGGAAUUUUUAGGGGCGGUUUAAAGGAGCAGCGGAAUCUCGUCAUGACAGCACCCCUUGGGGUUGGGACUUCUUCUCGGUGGCUCCUUGUCCACUUGCCAAGCUCUUCAUCCUGAUUUUAUUUAAGGAAAACUUCCAGAAACACAGCCAGGUUGGACGAGGUUGGAGCAACCUGGGAGAGUGGAAGUUGUCCCAUGGCAGGGGGUGGAACAGGAUGGGCUUUAAGAUCCCAUCCAAGCCAAACCAUCCUGGGAUUUUAUGAGCUCCGGGAGGGGGUUUUAGCUCUGUUGUUGUCCAAGAGGCCUCUCCAUAGCCUGAGGCAUCACCACAGCGGAUUCCGGAUCCGCCUUCCAGCAAGGGGCCAUCUGGAGCAGCCAGACUUCCCACGUCAUCUUCCCGGCUGCUCGGCGUGGGAGCGGGAAGGAAAGGAGGGGGUGGGGUCGCAGAAAAGGCCACCUUGCCCUUAAAACAUCCCAGCAGCAUCUUUCCACCGUCCUAAAAACGUGGGAUGCCACCACAGACGUCUCCAAGCUGGAGAGGGAUUUAUUUAGGAGAAGCCGUCGCGCUCCGCCCGCAUCACCCAACCCCGGCGUUGGCGAAGGGGUUGGGUUUUGUGGGAUUGGGAUCAUUUUCCUGAUUCCAGGGUUUUAUGUUGGGUUUGGUUUGGUGGGUUUUUUUUAAUUUGUACAUGGAUUCUCACCUUUUACAGAUUAAAAAGCACUGAUUCAAA
This is a messenger RNA of Corvus hawaiiensis (hawaiian crow), 4680 nucleotides long. RefSeq names its product rhophilin Rho GTPase binding protein 1 (gene RHPN1). Lineage: Eukaryota; Metazoa; Chordata; Aves; Passeriformes; Corvidae. Gene Ontology annotation, molecular function: protein binding. Gene Ontology annotation, biological process: negative regulation of stress fiber assembly; signal transduction. The record is from RefSeq and is a predicted model, not a curated record. Bases 832 to 2859 code for a protein of 675 amino acids. The transcript has 15 exons.